UACUACGUGCCGCUAACUGGGCUAGAAUAGCUGUUAUAAUAUCUAUUUGCCAAUACUUAAUUGAUACGACGAGAUAAUAAUGUUUUUGCCUUUAGAUGAAGCCAGGACUGUUUGUGAUUUUAUUUCGACCAUUGAUUUAUUACUAGGCUACUUCCGGAAAAUCCGCACAGAAACCUCAGACCCAGAUGAAGCAGCUCGCUGUUCGUUCUCGCUCUGGAUUAAAAUUUUUUGAUUGUUUCAAUCUUCACAUCUCAUGAGCCUUACAUAGCUUUUGGAGGCUGAGAAAGAGGCAUAAGCGCUCCUCUCCAGCCCUGCAGACAUCCCGCUUUACACAGUGUGAGGCCAUGACAGAGCCCAAUGCGUCUCCACCGGAGUGUGGCGUAACAUGGGCACGGGUGUGCAAGGAAUGUGGACAGUGCCAUGAAGGUCAGGUCAGUCACUUAUAUGACUACCAGGAUGAGGUUGAUGAUGAGCUGGUGUGCCACAUCUGCCUGCAGCCACUGUUGCAGCCCAUGGACACGCCGUGCGGCCACACAUACUGCUACCAGUGCCUCAGCAAUUUCCUGCAUGAUCAGAACUUCUGCCCAGUAGACCGCAAGCGACUUCAGCUGCAGCUGUGCCGAUCCUCCAGCCUGCUGGUGCGCAACCUACUGGACAAACUUUUCGUGCUGUGCCCUUUCCGCAGCGAGUGCCAGCAGAAUAUGCAGCGCUGUGAAUUGCAGCCCCAUUUGCACCACAGAUGUCCUGCUUUCAAACGGCUCAGGGAGGAGGCAGAGAGAAAGAAAAGACCAUACCGGAAUGAGUUAAAGGGAAGCAAAUCAGAUGGAGACUUGACAGAUACCAAAUCCACCCCAUCAAUCACACGCACAGCUCAAACCAGCGAAACUGGCCUGGUCAACCCUGCCUUUGAAGAGGGUGAAGAUGACACCCCUCUGAGGUCCAGUCUCAUUGCAGAGGCAACUGUGGUGGAGCUGUUUCGGGAGGAGCCAGAGAAGGAAUUGGGGUUGUGUAUAGUGGGGGGGAAGGACACACCUUUGGGAAACAUCGUCAUACAGGAGAUUGUGCGUGAUUCACUGGCUGGUCGGGAUGGCAAGCUGGGCCCGGGAGAUCACAUUCUAGAGGUGAAUGAUGUUAGUUUGGCAUCCAUCCCCCACAGUCGUGCCAUCGCUGUGCUUCAGGUGUCAUGUUCCCAUCUCAGGCUAACCGUUAUGCAGGAAAAGGGCUUUAAGCCCAAACCGGAACACCUUGCGCAACCCUCAGCCUCUCCCCCACUACAGCCGUCCAAUUCCAACCAAAACCAUGGCACUGUCAUUCAGGUCACCUUGGUGAAGCAUGAUCGCUCUGAGCCACUGGGCAUCAAACUUAUCCGAAAGUCUGAGGAGCCAGGAGUCUUCAUCCUGGACCUGCUGCCUAGAGGCCUGGCUGCCAAAGAUGGCAAACUGCGGAACAAUGACAAAGUGCUGGCCAUCAAUGGUCUGAACUUGAGACAUGGCACCCCAGAGAGUGCAGCUCAGAUCAUUCAGGGAAGUGAAAUGCGGGUGAACUUCGUAGUAAUGAGGCUUCCUGAUCUCUCCGAGGAAGGGGGCGAGGGACAAAGCAGAGGGGCCAGGAAGGCCCCUGAACCACAGUACUUCAAGCGACACUCCACAUACAUGAAAGACCCUCCAGGUGGGUUCUCCAGUAAGGAGAAGAUGGUGAUUCUGAAGAAAGAACCUCGACACUCACUGGGUAUCGCCAUUGCUGGCGGGAGAGACUGCCGCAGCCAUUUGCCCGUCUACAUCACUAGUGUACAGCCGGUGGGCUGUCUGCACAGAGACGGCACCAUCAAAACAGGUGAUGUACUGCUGAGCAUAAAUGGUAUUGACCUGACCCAGCUGACCUAUAAUGAGGCAGUGACUGUGCUAAAGGCACAAGCUGCUCAGAACACCGUAACACUAAGAGUCAUCCAAACCUUUGCUGACAAGGAGGAACAGAAUGGAGAAUCUAGCAGUAGAGAAAACAUGGACACACCGGAGGGCCCAAAAGAGGAUGAUGCUAACUGGGUUCCUCUCUGGACACAUUGGCUGGGCCUACCCAGCUAUAUGCACUGGUGUCGAGAUAUUAUGCUGAUGAAGACCAACAGUGAGAGCUGGGGAUUCAGUAUCGUUGGGGGUUAUGAGGAGAGUCGUGGCCAGCAGCCCUUCUUCAUUAAGACCAUAGUGCCUGGAACCCCAGCCCACUUUGAUGGACACCUCAAGUGCGGAGAUGAGAUUGUGGCUGUGAAUGGAGUCACUACAGUUGGCAUGAAUAACUCCUCUUUGAUCCCAAUGUUAAAGUUGCAGAAGAACAAAGUCACGUUGACUGUGGUGUCCUGGCCUGGCAGCCUGGUUUAAAGAUCUGGCCUGAACUUGUAGCCCUAUUACUUGUUCUAUCACAAGAUACAUUUUGAGUUGAUAUACAAGUCCAUGAUAGAGGAAAUAAUUGGAUAUUAAGUGUUGUUUUGUCCUCCCUUUAGAACGGGUCGCAGGUAAGAACAGGGCAAAACAGGGAAUAUGACAAACAAUUAUUGACCCACUGUUAAAAACGUACUGUUUAAUCCACUGUAGACAUUUUAGUGUUUUGCCGGUGUAAUGCUCUUUUGUUGAGCUGUAUUAAUGAUGUUUGAACCACAUUUAAGGACACUGGACAUAAUUGAUUUAACAAGAGAAAGAGUAAGUUCUUGCUUGAGAAGUUUUAAAUUGGGAUAUUUUAACUUUUAAAUAUGCCUCCUGCCUGAGUCUAUUUUAGUAUGAAAAUUAGUUAAGACAUUAUUUCCAUAUAUAACUUGAAGGUUUAUGAUUGACUUUAAAGGGUUAGUUAACCCAAAAAUGAAAAUUCUCUCAUCGUUUAUUGACCCUCAUACAAUCCCAGAUGUGUAUUACUUUCAUUCUUCAGAACACAAAUUAAGACUUUUUAGAAGAAUAUUUCAGCUCUGUUGGUACCCACAAUGCAAGUGAAUGGUGACCAGAACUCAGAAGCUUCAAAAAGGACAUAAAGGCAGCAUUAAAGUAAUCCAGUGGUUAAAUCUAUAUCUUCUGAAGUGAUAUUAUAGGUGUGAGAAACAGACUAAUAUUGAAGUCCUUUUUUUUACUAUACAGGUGAAACUCGAAAAAUUAGAAUA
Molecule: messenger RNA, 3139 nt
Organism: Xyrauchen texanus (razorback sucker)
Lineage: Eukaryota; Metazoa; Chordata; Actinopteri; Cypriniformes; Catostomidae
Product: ligand of Numb protein X 2-like
Exons: 10
Coding region: 345-2372 (675 amino acids)
Molecular function (GO): ubiquitin-protein transferase activity; protein binding
Source: RefSeq, a predicted model, not a curated record